Pongo pygmaeus (Bornean orangutan) is the source of this 1394-nucleotide messenger RNA. It is a transcript of the gene LCMT1, whose product is annotated as leucine carboxyl methyltransferase 1. The record is from RefSeq and is a predicted model, not a curated record. Gene Ontology annotation, cellular component: cytosol. Bases 187 to 1191 code for a protein of 334 amino acids. NCBI's taxonomy places the organism in Eukaryota, Metazoa, Chordata, Mammalia, Primates, Hominidae. The transcript has 11 exons. Gene Ontology annotation, biological process: C-terminal protein methylation. Gene Ontology annotation, molecular function: protein C-terminal leucine carboxyl O-methyltransferase activity.
AGCCAAUAAGCGGAGAGGUUGCUGGGGCAGCCGGCGUGGGCGGCGUCACUGAGCCGCGCCAACUGAGCCAGGUAGAGCCCUACCCUCUUCUGUUGCUUUCUGCGUGUGGCUCGCGCCGUUCCCCGCCGUCCGUCGACCCCGCUUCCAUGUCCCUGGCGGACACAGCUCCCCGGAACCUCCACGCCCAUGGCCACUAGGCAGAGGGAGUCGUCUAUCACCUCCUGUUGUUCCACCUCGAGCUGCGACGCAGACGACGAGGGCGUGCGCGGCACCUGCGAAGAUGCUUCCCUGUGCAAGAGGUUUGCAGUAAGCAUUGGCUACUGGCAUGACCCUUACAUUCAGCACUUUGUGAGACUGUCUAAAGAGAGGAAAGCCCCUGAAAUCAACAGAGGAUAUUUUGCUCGAGUCCAUGGUGUCAGUCAGCUUAUAAAGGCAUUUCUACGGAAGACAGAAUGUCAUUGUCAAAUUGUCAACCUUGGGGCAGGCAUGGAUACCACCUUCUGGAGAUUAAAGGAUGAAGAUCUUCUCCCAAGUAAAUAUUUUGAGGUUGACUUUCCAAUGAUCGUCACGAGAAAGCUGCACAGUAUCAAAUGCAAGCCUCCCCUAUCCAGCCCCAUUCUAGAACUGCAUUCAGAGGACACACUUCAGAUGGAUGGACACAUACUGGAUUCUAAGAGAUAUGCUGUUAUUGGAGCAGAUCUCCGAGACCUGUCUGAACUGGAAGAGAAGCUAAAGAAAUGUAACAUGAAUACACAAUUGCCAACACUCCUGAUAGCUGAAUGUGUGCUGGUUUACAUGACUCCAGAGCAGUCCGCAAACCUCCUGAAGUGGGCAGCCAACAGUUUUGAGACAGCCAUGUUCAUAAACUAUGAACAGGUGAACAUGGGUGAUCGGUUUGGGCAGAUCAUGAUUGAAAACCUGCGGAGACGCCAGUGUGACCUGGCGGGAGUGGAGACCUGCAAGUCAUUAGAGUCACAGAAAGAACGGCUCCUGUCGAAUGGGUGGGAAACAGCAUCGGCUGUCGACAUGAUGGAGUUGUACAACAGGUUACCUCGAACUGAAGUGAGCAGGAUAGAAUCACUUGAAUUCCUGGAUGAAAUGGAGCUGCUGGAGCAGCUCAUGCGGCAUUACUGCCUUUGCUGGGCAACCAAAGGAGGAAAUGAGCUCGGGCUGAAGGAGAUAACUUAUUAAUCUGUUGAAGGCUUAUGCCGAGCCAGAAGCCGAAGCCACUUGCCCUCCUGGAGACCUGCAAGCUCCCUGAGCAGUGGGCGGGCCUCGUCCGCAGGUCUCAUCCCACAGUCUUGAGAAGCCUCGGUCACUACAGUGGUCGCACAUGUUCCUCUUCCUGUUCCUGUUGACAUGUCGUUGUUUAAAUAAAUCUCACUUGCCACCAG